Paramuricea clavata is the source of this 1423-nucleotide messenger RNA. The record is from the annotation of a GenBank genome assembly. NCBI's taxonomy places the organism in Eukaryota, Metazoa, Cnidaria, Anthozoa, Malacalcyonacea, Plexauridae.
AUGGCCAAACAUAGCCAAUGGAAUGGUGGCUGUAAGGAAGCUUCUAAGCUUCUUCUUGAGAUUGAAACCAACGAUAUCAUUGAAUCGGCCAAACAGCUAUUUGCAACUGUGAACAUCACCUUGGACUAUGAGGAACCCGUGUAUAUGUUUCCAGACAAGAUUCCACAGAAUCUGCAUGCCUUCGUGAGUCCUGUGAACGUCUCAAGGCAGCUUCUAUUCCCAUACUCCUCCAAGAGUUGGAACGACGUUUCUCUGGCGAGAAUACCGAGAUACUGGGUGCUCUGAAGGCUUUAAAAGAUGCGUCAAAAUCGACAUAGCUAGAUUAUGCGACCCUUUCCAGUCUCGUUGCCAAAUUUGGAGAUUGUCUCCAUACGGACUCUGUCUUGCUUAAACCCGAGUGAGAACGGGCGAAGAUUCUAGUUGCUGCCGGAAAGAACAUCGACCCUGAGCUGUACCCCAACUUAUUCAAGGUGAUCGCCAUAUUAAAGACCUUGCCAGUUGGUGCUGCAACCGUGAAUAAUCGGAUGUUGAGCUGGGCUCGUAAUAGCUUAGGCAGUUCGUUGGCCAAUAACUUUAUGUUGCUAUCCAUGAAUAAAUACCUGUUAAAAAGGAUAAACUUGGACAAAUUGCUUGAUCGAUGGGUAAAUAAAAAAUACCGAAUCGUACCAUUCAACUAAAGACUUGUAGCACUAAAGGAGGACUGACCGCUUAUACCGUCAUGCUUCGCGCGAUACUUCCUUCCCAGCUGUGACCAAACAAAAAUGGCGGCAAGAAAAUGCGAGAUAUGCUUGGUUUUUAACGCGGACGUUUGACCUGUUGCCAUUGAAAUGGUAGGUGGUUAUUUUAUUUAUAGACAAUAUAAGCUAUGAAAAAUAUCUUCAUUCAUAGAGUUUUGACAUUGUGUAUGUACAGUUCUAUGAAUUAUUCAUUGAAAGCGCAUGGGUCGCAAGAAUAAUUACCGCUUUGACUUGAGCAUGUGAAAAGCACUAAUUUGAAUUGCAAAUUACUCGCAGUCCAAGUAGGCUUGUCAACGGAGUGUAUCGUUUUAUUCAUAUUUUAAGAUUGGUGAAAUUUAAACCACUAAAGAGCCCCACGUUUUUGAUAGGAAAAAGCAUGGAAAAUAUGGCAAUAUUUUAGUGCACACAAGGUUACAUUUAGUUAAGGAAAUUGAGCAUAACAACCUAUCCUUCGUGCGGUUUUGUAUAUAUUCUUCAGGCAUUGUUUUUUUUUUUGUUAAAAGGAAAGUGCUGAGCCUAGUUUGAUCAAGAGAGGACAUGUUUCAUCUGGAAAUACUCCUCAAAAACCACCAAGAAAGAAGGUUGCUCCAAGUGUGACAAGUGCCACUGGAGAAAAAAGCAGCAGAAGAACACCAAAACGUUUGUCAUUUUCGAAAAGUGCAUCAACAUCAUCAAAUGUAAGUUAA